AUGAUUAAGGUAAUUUAUUUUAAUUUUACAGGUGUAAAGCUAUUAGAGGCAAACCCCGAUGUGAAGCGGCUCUACGAUGAUCUUCUCAGUAAUUAUAAUAGGCUCAUUCGCCCAGUCAUUAAUAAAUGGCAGGAUUACAAGUUAACCUGGGAUCCAGCAGACUACGGCGGUGUUGAGAUGUUGUACGUACCCUCGGAACACAUUUGGUUGCCAGACAAAGUGCUGUAUUGGGAUGGAAAUUAUGAGGUAUCUUUGUUUUUUACUUUAGACUUUUAUGCUCCCUACAAAGCAUGGGGAAACGUUUCAACAUGUUUUACUACAAAUUUGGCAAUAGACAAGUAG
This is a messenger RNA of Pieris macdunnoughi, 342 nucleotides long. The record is from the annotation of a GenBank genome assembly. NCBI's taxonomy places the organism in Eukaryota, Metazoa, Arthropoda, Insecta, Lepidoptera, Pieridae.